ACCCCGCCUGAAAACUCCCGUUUGCCCCCGCAUCUCGCUCAGAGGCUCCGUCCCCGUCUGGCAGCAGGAGCCCGGGCUGGGGGACGCUGCUGCGGCUGAGGGCUCCGUGCCCCGCCACCCCGGCCCCCCGAGCCUUUUGCUACCUCCCCUCCUCCUCCUCCCCGUCCACCUCCUUCUCAGUGCCCCAAAAUGCAGCGCCGCCUCUGCGCCCUGCUUCUCCUGGUGUCCCAGUGCGUGGGCUCGGCCGCCGGGCUCUUCCCGUUCGGGGAGCCCGAUUUCUCCUACAAGCGCUCCAACUGCAAGCCCAUCCCCGCCCCGAUGCUGCUGUGCCGGGGCAUCGAGUACCAGAGCAUGCGGCUGCCCAACCUGCUGGGGCACGAAACGGUGCAGGAGGUGCUGGAGCAGGCUUCCACCUGGAUCCCGCUGGUGCAGAAGCAGUGCCACCCCGACACCAGGAAGUUCCUCUGCUCCCUCUUCGCCCCCGUCUGCAUCGACGACCUGGACGAGAUCAUCCAGCCCUGCCACUCGCUCUGCGAGGAGGUGAAGGAGAGCUGCGCCCCGGUGAUGUCCGCCUUCGGCUUCCCUUGGCCCGACAUGCUGGACUGCAGCCGCUUCCCCAAGGACAACGACCUCUGCAUCCCGCUGGCCAGCAGCGACCACAUCCUCCCGGUCACCAGGGAAGCACCUAAAGUCUGCGAUGCCUGCAAAAACAAAAACGAAGACGAUAAUGACAUCGUGGAAAACCUCUGCAAAAAUGACUUUGCCUUGAAGAUAAAAGUGAAGGAGAUUGCCUACAUCAAUGGGGAUACCAAGAUCACCCCUGAAACAAAGAGCAAAACCAUCUACAAGCUGAAUGGGCUGACGGAAAGGGAUCUGAGGAAGAUCGUGCUCUGGCUCAAAGGUGGCCUCCAGUGUACCUGUGAUGAGAUGAACGAUAUAAACGUCCCCUACUUGGUGAUGGGGCAAAAGCAAGCUGGGGAACUGGUGAUAACCUCGCUGAAGAGGUGGCAGAAAGGGCAGCGGGUUUUCAAGCGGUUCUCCCGCAGCAUCCGUAAACUGCAGUGUUAGUGGCUUCGGCUCUGGCCGCCUCCAGCAGCUGCCUCUGUCCUGAGCUCUCCAGGCCUCCCGCACCUUCUUCCUUCCAUCCCUAUGAGCCUUUAGCUGCCACAGGCACGAGACAUGAUGACCGCUUUCCGAGAUGGGAGGGAGCCCUCUGGUUUUGUACAUAGGUUAAAAUGUAAUAGUGAAAAAAAAAACCAACAUGACUAUUUUGGGGAAGUAUCAAAGUAUCUCACUUAAAGCUUUUUUUUUUUUUUUUUAAUGGUUGCGAACAUUACUUUGGUCUGAGGUUUUUCCCUCUCCGUUUUGGCAAUGCUGGUUCAUUUAUAUUCCUGCUUCUCUGUAUACAAGCAUGUUUGUUAUGCAAAAGUAGGAGAUGCAGAGAAAGACAGCCACGCAUGCAACUGGCCUGUCACAGUGGGUAUGACUCUUUCACUAGGGUGAAAUGGCUCGCCAUCUAUAUUAACACUAUAAAGGUCAUGUUAUGACUCUUGCAUGUGAUACAUAGGCACUAGUAAGAGUAUAUUAACCAUUCUCACUUUUUAUUUUCUACGAGACUGAGCCCUUCUCAGAAAAAAAAUGAACAAGUUUUGGAACUGGUUGAUCUGAAUGCAACUUCUUUAUUAUUAUUUUUCAAAUUAAACCAUCUGUAGCCUAAAUGUAAUAUACCUAGUGGUAAACCUGAAAGAGUUGUAAAAUAUUGCUUUAAUUAACCUUGUAAAUACUCCAGAUAAAUGUUAUAUUCUUGUAUAUAAACUUUACAUG
Molecule: messenger RNA, 1824 nt
Organism: Cuculus canorus (common cuckoo)
Lineage: Eukaryota; Metazoa; Chordata; Aves; Cuculiformes; Cuculidae
Gene: SFRP2
Product: secreted frizzled related protein 2
Exons: 3
Coding region: 190-1068 (292 amino acids)
Biological process (GO): canonical Wnt signaling pathway; negative regulation of canonical Wnt signaling pathway; non-canonical Wnt signaling pathway
Molecular function (GO): Wnt-protein binding
Source: RefSeq, a predicted model, not a curated record